UGUUGUUUUACUUUAAGUCCGUAAAUUAAUAUUUGGUUUAGCAUUUAAAAAUUCAUAUAAUUUAAGAUUAAUUUCUUUAAAAAAAAUGAAUUUUAAAAUCAUAAUUUUGGUUUUUACAGCUGUAUUUUUCAUUAUAAUGUCGACGUAUACAGGUCACCCAGGAGUUAAUGACCAGCGUAAAACAAGAACACAACCUUUACGACUUUCAAGACGACGACCUUCAGGACCAUCACCACAAAAUGAAGGACAACAACCAGGACCACCACCACAACAAAAUGCAGGACAACAACCAGGACCACCACCACAACAAAAUGCAGGACAACAACCAGGACCACCACCACAACAAAAUGCAGGACAACAACCAGGACCACCACCAUAACAACAUCAUAAAAGUGUAAUUUAAUAAUAUGUAAUUUUAUCAUUAGUUUUUCAAAUGAAUGCGGUAAAUAGUGUCAAUUGUAUAACUUUAUAAGUUAUAAAAAAUAUAAAUAUACAAUAUAUAAUUAAUUUUGAUUA
Molecule: messenger RNA, 516 nt
Organism: Adelges cooleyi (spruce gall adelgid)
Lineage: Eukaryota; Metazoa; Arthropoda; Insecta; Hemiptera; Adelgidae
Product: proline-rich protein HaeIII subfamily 1-like
Exons: 4
Coding region: 86-379 (97 amino acids)
Source: RefSeq, a predicted model, not a curated record